GCUCGUCCGUGGCUGCGGCUCGCUGGGUCCGUCGUCCUGUCCCGGUGAGCGCACCUUCACCGCAACCAAGAUGUGUGCCGCCGUGAAAGCAGCUACGCAGGAGCCCUCCGAUGCAAACGACGCUGCCGGCAAGACCGGAGAUGGCGACGCGAUCACGGUGAGGGCUGACGCUGCGCUGCUCUUCAACGACGACGGCGAGCGGCGUGACCUUGCACCGGGCGCGGCCGCCAGGGCCAUGCCGGGACUGCGGGACCAGAGGAAGAACCGCGAGUUUUGCGACGCUGUGUUCCGCGUGGCCGGGGGCGCGGAAGUCUGGGCGCACCGGUUCGUAAUGUCUGCCACGUAUAGUGGCUGCUGCGAGCUCUUCACACUCGCCGAGAGAGGCAUGAGUCCCGAGCAGGAGUGGACCCCGCCCAUCCGGGUGAUAGUGGAAGACUUGGACAGCGACAUGAUCCAGGUGCUCGUCGACUUCGCCUACCGCGUUCCGCUGCACCAGAGCAUCGGCCUGCACAAUGUCGUCAAGGUGCUCGAGCUCGCCGAGAAGCUGAAGUUAUACCGACUACGGGAUCACUGCCUAAGCGUCCUCAGUCGGCACCUCGAACCGGAGAGCUGCAUCGACACUUACCGCCUGGCAUCCAGCCGCGGGUACGGGAAACUCGCCGAAGAAGCUUUUCGAUAUCUGGUUCGGAACUUCAACGAGGUGUGGAAAGAGAGCGCCCAGUUCCAGGCCCUGACGCCAGAGGAGAUGCGUACCAUCCUGGAAGACAACCGGCUGUACGCUCCCAAAGAGGUGGAUAUCACGUUCCCUGCCCUACUCAAGUGGAUCUCCGCCGACGCGGAGGGGAGGAAGGCCUACCUCGCCAAGUUCCUGCCGCUCGUUCGAUUCGCACGCUUUUCCGUCACGGACUUCGAGAAAGUCAUCACCAACCCACAAGUCCAGGGUGACGAAGACAGCCUGAAGGUGCUGGGCGUGAUACACCAGACGCUGUCCCGGCCGUCCAUGGCCACUGGCAGAGUUGCCGGCAUUGACCUGUCCCCGAAGCUGUGGCUGACGCCUCGCACGCCCAAGGACAUCUUGUUCCUUUUCGGCGGCUGGACAUCGGGCCCUACUACUGACAUGCUCACUUACAACUGCCGCGCCACCAAGUGGCGGAUGAUGGACAAGCAGUGCACCAUGCCCAGGGCGUACCACGGCGCCGCAGUGAUCAACCAGUGUAUCUACCUCGUGGGCGGAUUCGAUGGCCGCGACUGCUACCACUCGGUCGUCUGCUUCGACCUCUCUCUGGCCAGAUGGAGCACCAAGGCGAACAUGACGUAUGCGCGCUGCUACGUCAGCGUCGCUGUUCUCCAGGGCUACAUCUACGCCAUGGGUGGUUUGCACGGCCGCUUGCGCACCAAUACCGUGGAGCGGUAUGACGUCAACAAAAACGUGUGGUCUAUGGUGGCCGGCAUGAACGAGAUUCGGAGUGACGCCGGCGCCGCAGCAGCAUGCGGACGCAUCUACAUUGUGGGCGGCUACUGUGGCAUGCACUAUCUCGACUCCGUGGAGUGUUACGACCCCUCGACCGACGCCUGGACCCGAGUGCUCACAAUGUCCUCGCCGCGUAGCGGCCUCAAGGCGGUCGCCCACAAGGACAUUAUAUACAUCAUCGGCGGAAGCACUAACGGCGGCUUGGCGCAACUCUCCUCCAUGGUGAUGAUCGACGUUAGGAGAGCUCGCUUCACCGAUCUCCCCGACAUGCCCCUACCGAAGAGGAACUUUGCCGCAGUCGUUCUCGAAGGCCAGAUAUACACCAUUGGAGGAUAUAGCGGAUAUGGGACCGUAAAAACGGUGGAGCGAUACGACAUCGAAGCCCGGACCUGGCACUCGGCUCCCGAGCUCAGCAUGAGCUGCAGCGCAGCCGCCGCUUGCGUCGUUCGCGAUGUAGGCAACGCUGAGUCAUGGAUAUGAACCAGCCACGUCACGCUCACCGGUGCGACGUAUCUGCGGCCACCCGUUCGGUCUCCCGAUUCAAAAAGAAAGCAUUUUGCUUCAUGAUAUUUAUAUGCUUUAUUUUCUUCCUUCAUUGCUCUGUCUUCUCACCAACGUAAUCCGUGUUGCCCUGUGUCAACUACAAGCCGACGUGUUA
This is a messenger RNA of Dermacentor andersoni, 2129 nucleotides long. Its product is annotated as kelch-like protein 10. NCBI's taxonomy places the organism in Eukaryota, Metazoa, Arthropoda, Arachnida, Ixodida, Ixodidae. The record is from RefSeq and is a predicted model, not a curated record. Gene Ontology annotation, molecular function: protein binding.